UCACUUUGACAUUCAGGCUUAGCACUUUAUUUUAUUUUUCUCUGUUUAGUCUGUAGUUUUUCAUAUUUAUCUUUUAUAUUUUUUAAACAUUAGUUUAAAAAUAUAAAAUAUAUCAAUAAUGGGUAAAAGAUAUCAUUGUAAUUACUGCGACAAAACUAUGGUAGCUGCUCCAGCUAUCGUGAAAACACACAACAAAGGGGUUGUUCAUCAAAAAUUAGUCCAGGAACACUAUCAACAAUUCAAAGAUCCUGAAACUAUAUUAGCUGAAGAAAAGACAAAAAAGCCAUGCCUUAGAUUUACCAAAGGAGAGUGCAAAUUUGGUGGUAUAUGUAGAUACUCUCACUAUACGAAGGAACAAAUAGAAUCAUUAAAAGAAUAUGUUGCUGCCAAACAGAGGAACAAAACACAAAUCCACCAACCAUCAUUUGAGGAUCUAUAUCAAAAACUACAAGAUGAGAAAUCGAACAAACCUCUGUCUGAUGAAGGUAACACCAUACUCUACGACAACAAUGGUGUUACACAUAUACUGCCUUGGACAUACAAUAAUGACUUUGAUACUUAUGGUGAUAAUUUACCACCUAGUCUUCGAAGAUUUAAGAUUGAAGACUUUGUAAAUGCCAAUGUUACUGAAUGGGGAUAAAUAAAAUGGCCUUUAAAAGAUUAUGUUAUUGUCAUCAGAAAUACAUGGAAAAUAUAUCAAUGGUAUAAAAAGAGAAAAUUCAGUCUAUCAGUCUCCUAAGUAUAUUAUUGUUUUAUCUCAAAAACAAAAUAAUUAUGAUUUACAUAAUAUAAACAAAGAAAUGUAUACUGAAAUUAAUCCAGAUUCCAAUAUGGCUAAUCUUAACGAAUUAAACAAUAAAGGAAUUUUUAGAUUUGAUAUUAAAAAGGACAGGGCGGAAAGAGAAAAAGCCAAACUGGUAAAAUCACAGCAUGAACGUAAAAUGAAAGAGAUAACAGAAUUUAUGAAAGAUCAUUUAUUAACUACAAAUUAUUUUUAUAAUGAAAUAAAGAGAAUUAAAAGCUCACGACAAUUAAAAGAUGAUUUAAGAGAAAUGAUUAGUUAUCUUGAAAUCCCUACGAAUAAGGAUGUCAAAGAUGGAGUAUUGAAAUGCUUUAAAAAUUUCAAAGCAUGAAAAAGAAACCAAUAGAUGUUUGGAGACAUAAAACUAAUAAUUUAAUAAUAAAUGUAAUCAAAGAUCCGUAAAAUUACGGCUUCAUUAAUUAACUAUCUAUUAAUACAAUUUAUGGGAAAUAGUCAAGAAUAAGGCAAGCCAAACAAGCAAGUUUCUGGCGUAGUAUGAACAUUAUUAUAGUUCAAGAGCCUAAUUCUCAUUAUUUACAAAUAGGUAUCAAUGGAGUCCUAUUAAUGUAAAUAAAUACAUUUGUUUUUUUUUUUA
Molecule: messenger RNA, 1397 nt
Organism: Galleria mellonella (greater wax moth)
Lineage: Eukaryota; Metazoa; Arthropoda; Insecta; Lepidoptera; Pyralidae
Product: zinc finger matrin-type protein 5
Exons: 4
Coding region: 119-640 (173 amino acids)
Cellular component (GO): U12-type spliceosomal complex
Molecular function (GO): metal ion binding
Source: RefSeq, a predicted model, not a curated record